UUUUCUAUACGCCAAGUUGUGCGCGCACCACCCAAAAACAGCAAAAAAAAAAGUAAUAGUAAAAAAAUAUAAAUAUAUAAAAAUACAUAAAGGAAACUACAUUAAAAAGGCAAACAAUUUACGUGCGUGCGAUGCGAUUUGUUUAAAAAGAAAUACAUUUGAAGCAUUUGAAACAAUCAACAACUGCGCGUCGACUGCCAAUAAAAAUCCAUUAACAUAUGUAAAUUAUAAACAGCUACGACCCCGGCGCCCAGGCAACUUCAAUUUAUCGUAGAUCGUUGAAAACAAAUUAAACCAAGAUGACCAAAGUGGAGUUGUAUAAAUCGCGCAUCUUUGUGACAAUAAUACAUUUGUGUGCAUUGGGUCAAUUUGCAUAUGGCUUGUACUUUAGCAACUUUGAGGUGCAACGGAGCUACAAACUCAAGACGAGUUUCAAUCGUCGCCUGGUGCCCGAAACCUUUCCACAGAAAUUGCGAUUUCUCAGCUACUGGUCGCUGUUAAUCCAGGCACUUUAUUAUAUAGUGUCGCUCAUCAAUGAUUUUGUGGGCACCAACGAGCUGGUGCCAAAGCGUCCGCCAGCUAUACGCAAAUUCAAGGAUUGGCUGCUGACAACGCUCGCUUUCCCAGUUGCUCUCAAUGUGGGCAUUACUUUUUGGACUCUGUAUGCAAUCGAUCGUGAAUUGGUCUUUCCCAAGGUGCUGGAUGCCGUAUUUCCCUCUUGGCUGAAUCAUGUGCUGCACACAAAUAUUGUUGUCUUCAUUGUGCUGGAGAUGUUUACGUCAUAUCGUGCGUACCCCAAGCGCAGUAAGGGUCUCACCGGCUUGAGCAUCUUUAUGGGCGGAUACUUGGUGUGGAUACACAUCAUUAAGCACUUUUCCAAUGUUUGGGUCUAUCCCGUACUAGAAGUUUUAUCGCUGCCAAGUCGCAUUCUAUUCUUUGCAGCUGUACUCGCUUUCACCGGGGGCCUUUAUAUCCUCGGCGAGUUCAUCAACAAUGUGGUUUGGGCCAAGGAGGUGAAGCUGUCACAGCGCAAAUCUAAGUAGGAUGAUGGAUGGUGUCUAUAUAGUCAAUAAUAAUAAUAAUAAUAGUAGUCUGUGUGUUAAUAUCGCAAACUCAAUGCAUCAAAUAUAUACACAAAGCUGAAGAAUUUGCUUAGAGUAUAUAUAUAUAUAUAUAUAUAUAUUUUACACAACUACUUUCAAUUAACAACAAUUAAAUUAUAGCAUUGCUCCUCCUAAUAGUAAUUGGCUUAAAUAGCAAAUACAAACUAAACAAAAAGAAAAGCAUUUGUAGUUCUUCAAAUUAGAUUUGUGCACUUUGCAAUUUGAAAAUUCGAGUAUAUGUUUUCUUUAUUCCGAUUAAUUAAUGUUGAAGCAUUUGUUAAUUGCAUAAUUCAUAUCAAUACAAAAAGCACUGCAAACAACAAUCUAAUUACCUGCGAUUAACAUGUAAACUCAAUUCUAUAGUAAUAAAAGAGAAUCUAAAAUUAAA
Messenger RNA from Drosophila grimshawi, 1491 nucleotides. RefSeq names its product androgen-induced gene 1 protein. NCBI's taxonomy places the organism in Eukaryota, Metazoa, Arthropoda, Insecta, Diptera, Drosophilidae. The record is from RefSeq and is a predicted model, not a curated record. Bases 300 to 1043 code for a protein of 247 amino acids. The transcript has 4 exons. Gene Ontology annotation, cellular component: endomembrane system; membrane.